This is a messenger RNA of Fulmarus glacialis (Northern fulmar), 406 nucleotides long. RefSeq names its product endothelin 1 (gene EDN1). The annotation marks the transcript as partial. The record is from RefSeq and is a predicted model, not a curated record. Gene Ontology annotation, molecular function: endothelin B receptor binding; endothelin A receptor binding; hormone activity. The transcript is spliced from 3 exons. Gene Ontology annotation, cellular component: extracellular region. Gene Ontology annotation, biological process: regulation of systemic arterial blood pressure by endothelin; regulation of vasoconstriction; vein smooth muscle contraction. Lineage: Eukaryota; Metazoa; Chordata; Aves; Procellariiformes; Procellariidae.
GAAGACUGUUCCGUAUGGUCUUGGAGGCCCUUCUCGAUCCAGAAGAUCGCUGAAGAACGUGGUGCCAGAGGUGCUCCCUGAACCUAGCACCAGAUGCCAAUGUGCCAACCAGGACGACAAGAAAUGUCUGAACUUCUGCCAGACAGGAAAAGAUCUCUGGGCUCAGUCCACAGUGGAGAAAACCUCACGUCACCGCAACAAAGCUGGCAAUUGCAUUGGACCCAAAUGCAUGAACCGACAGUUUGUUGACAGCAAGAAAACGAAGCGGCUGGAAGCCAUUGGUAACAGUAUCAAAGCUUCCUUCAGUAUUGCAAAGCUGAAGGCUGAGCUCCAGAAAGGGUGGAAGCUGAAACAUAACAGGGCGAACAAAAGGCAAAGCAUCUGGGAAAGCCUGAAAGCAUCCUAG